AUGGCGACCAAGUUCCUUGCACUAUCGUGCCUGCGAAACGGCGCCGGCGCCGGCGAUCACACACGCCAAUUGUCGCCUAACCCUCGAUACCCUUCCAUGCCCAAGUACCCAAAAGGCGUUUCCGCGCAACAAACCAGCUCCCUGCCGGAGUUCCCCGAGUCAAAGGCGGUGUUCUCCGUCAUCGGAAUGACUUGCUCCGCCUGCGCCGGCUCCGUCGAGAAGGCCGUCAAGCGUCUCCCCGGCAUCCGCCAGGCCGCCAUCGACGUUCUCAACAACAGAGCUCAAGUUCUCUUCUUCCCGAACUUCGUCGACGAGGAGACAAUCCGCGAAACCAUCCAAGAUGCUGGGUUCGAGGCCAAGUUAAUCGACGGCGAAACAGGUCUUGAUAAUUCUUCACAAGUAUGCCGAAUACGCAUCGUUGGCAUGUCCUGCACAUCUUGCUCGUCAACGUUGGAACAAACCCUUCAAGCCAUGCAAGGAGUACAAAAAGCUCAAGUAGCCUUAGCAACCGAGGAAGCAGAAGUUAUCUAUGACGCCAGAAUCUUAAACCACGGCCAACUCCUUAAAACCAUUGAAGAUUGUGGGUUUGAAGCGAUAUUCAUUAGCACAGGCGACCAAAUGGACAAGAUAACACUUAGAGUCGAAGGAACGACGACCGAAGAUUCGAUGACAAUGAUUGAGAAAUCCCUUCAAGCACUCCCCGGAGUUCAAACCAUCGACAUGGACCUGGAGCUCCACAGAGUCUCCAUUGCUUAUAAACCGGACCGGACCGGUCCUAGAAGCUUCAUCAAAGUGAUCGAGUCAACCGGGUCGGGUCGUUACAAAGCCAUGAUAGAAGCUGGCCAUGGAGGAAGAGAUAGCCACAAGCAGGAAGAAAUCAAGCAGUACUACAGAUCUUUCUUAUGGAGUUUGGUCUUCACUGUUCCUGUGUUUCUUCUAGCCAUGGUUUUUAUGUACAUCCCUGGAAUCAAGCACGGUCUGGACACUAAGAUAGUCAACAUGCUGACUGUAGGAGCUCUUUUGAAGUGGGGGUUAUCAACUCCAGUGCAGUUCGUCAUCGGUAGACGAUUCUACACCGGUUCGUAUAAAGCGUUGCGCCAUGGUUCAGCCAACAUGGAUGUACUGAUUGCCUUGGGGACAAAUGCAGCCUAUUUCUACUCUGUCUACUCUGUUCUGAGAGCUGCAACGUCUCCAAACUUUGAGAGCACCGAUUUCUUCGAGACCAGCUCGAUGCUGAUAUCGUUCAUUCUGCUGGGAAAGUAUCUUGAGGUCCUGGCUAAAGGGAAAACGUCUGAGGCCAUUGCUAAGCUCAUGGAUUUAGCACCUGAUACUGCAAUACUGUUGACCAUGGAUGAUGAAGGUAACGUGAUGGGCGAGGAAGAAAUUGACGGUCGAUUGAUUCAGAAGAAUGAUGUGAUUAAGAUCAUACCUGGUGCGAAAGUAGCUUCAGAUGGGUAUGUGGUAUGGGGGCAGAGUCAUGUGAAUGAGAGCAUGAUUACAGGGGAAGCUCGCCCCGUGGCGAAGAGGACAGGGGAUCCAGUGAUCGGAGGCACGGUGAAUGAGAAUGGUGUGUUGCAUGUUAAGGCGACGAGAGUUGGUUCCGAGAGUGCUCUUUCUCAGAUUGUUCGUCUUGUCGAGUCGGCUCAGAUGGCGAAAGCUCCUGUGCAGAAGUUUGCUGACCGCAUCUCCAAGUACUUCGUGCCACUGGUGAUUAUUCUCUCACUUUCGACUUGGCUGGCAUGGUUUUUGGCUGGGAAAUUGCACGGCUAUCCAGAGUCUUGGAUCCCACGUUCCAUGGAUAGCUUUCAAUUAGCUCUGCAGUUUGGAAUCUCGGUCAUGGUGAUAGCUUGCCCUUGCGCUCUUGGACUGGCAACUCCUACUGCUGUCAUGGUUGGCACUGGAGUUGGCGCGUCCCAGGGUGUCCUCAUCAAAGGUGGCCAUGCAUUAGAAAGUGCACACAGGGUCGACUGCAUUGUAUUUGACAAGACGGGAACUCUCACGGUUGGAAAACCGGUCGUUGUCAACACAAAGCUCCUGAGAAAUAUGGUGCUCAGCGACUUCUAUGAACUUGUUGCUGCUGCAGAGGUGAACAGCGAGCAUCCUUUGGGCAAGGCAAUUGUGGAGUAUGCCAAGAAGUUCAGAGAAGAUGAAGAAAAUCCUGCCUGGCCGGAAGCACGUGAUUUCAUCUCCAUCACAGGCCACGGAGUCAGGGCCAGCGUUCGCAAUAAGGAAAUCAUAGUUGGAAACAAGAGCUUGAUGCUUGAUGAAAAAAUAACCAUUCCGAUUGAUGCUGAAGAGAUGCUGGCGGAAACUGAAGAAAGGGCUCAAACUGGAAUUCUGGUAUCAAUUGAUAAGGAGGUGACUGGAGUUCUAGCAAUAUCUGAUCCAUUGAAACCUGGUGCACAAGAAGUCAUCUCAAUCCUCAGGUCUAUGAGAAUCGAGAGCAUCAUGGUGACAGGUGAUAACUGGGGGACUGCCAAUUCCAUUGCCCGAGAAGUUGGGAUCAAUAACGUUGUUGCAGAAGCCAAACCUGAGCAGAAAGCUGAGAAAGUUAAAGAACUCCAGGCUGCAGGUCGUGUAGUGGCGAUGGUAGGUGACGGGAUAAACGAUUCGCCAGCACUCGUUGCAGCAGAUGUUGGAAUGGCAAUUGGUGCAGGAACAGAUGUUGCCAUUGAAGCAGCUGACAUUGUUCUGAUGAAGAGCAACUUGGAAGAUGUGAUCACUGCAAUAGACCUCUCAAGAAAGACCUUUGCCCGCAUUCGUCUAAACUACAUAUGGGCUCUGGGUUAUAACCUCCUUGGCAUUCCAAUAGCCGCAGGAGCUCUUUUCCCUGGGACUGGAUUCCGAUUGCCACCGUGGAUUGCUGGAGCGGCAAUGGCAGCCUCUUCAGUCAGUGUAGUCGUGUGUUCACUCAUGUUGAAGAAUUACCAGAAGCCUAAGAAGCUGGAAAACCUGGACAUUCGAGGAAUAAGGAUCGAAUGA
Molecule: messenger RNA, 2982 nt
Organism: Linum tenue
Lineage: Eukaryota; Viridiplantae; Streptophyta; Magnoliopsida; Malpighiales; Linaceae
Source: the annotation of a GenBank genome assembly